Molecule: messenger RNA, 2176 nt
Organism: Raphanus sativus (radish)
Lineage: Eukaryota; Viridiplantae; Streptophyta; Magnoliopsida; Brassicales; Brassicaceae
Product: ABC transporter A family member 12
Exons: 10
Coding region: 288-1946 (552 amino acids)
Biological process (GO): lipid transport; transmembrane transport
Cellular component (GO): membrane; intracellular membrane-bounded organelle
Molecular function (GO): lipid carrier activity; ABC-type transporter activity; ATP binding
Source: RefSeq, a predicted model, not a curated record
UUCAAGCUCAAAUUUUCCGAUCACUUUCUCUCAUUGUUAACAUAUGCCUCUGCAGAUAUCAAAUGCUUAUCUAAAGUUUCUGAAAGGCCCCGGGAUAAGGAUAUUAUUUGAGUUUGUCAAAGAAGUUCCUAAACACGCAACUAUAUUGAACACUGACAUAGCGUCCUUGCUUGGUCCACUUUUCUUCACUUGGGUUGUUCUUCUUUUGUUCCCUGUGAUCUUGACAUCAUUGGUGUAUGAGAAACAAGAACGUCUAAGAAUUAUAAUGAAAAUGCAUGGCUUAAGCGAUGGUCCGUACGUAUUGGUUGAUUUCAUAUGCCUAUUUUCUAACUAUAUCCGUGUUGUAUGUCGCUUCUUUGGUGAUCUUCGGAUCAGUAAUAGGACUCAAGUACUUUCGGCUCAAUACCUAUAGCAUCCAGUUCGUUUUCUAUUUUAUCUACUUGAAUCUACAAAUCGCUCUUUCCUUUCUUGUUUCUUCAAUAUUCUCAAAGGUUAAGACUGUUACAGUCGUUGCUUACAUAAUUGUGUACGGUAGUGGGCUCUUGGGAAGCUUUCUCUUCCAAAAGAUGCUUGAAACUCAGUCAUUUCCGGAGGAAUGGAUUGUUGCCUUGGAAUUGUAUCCUGGGUUUUCUCUAUACCGGGGGUUGUAUGAGUUCUCACAAUAUGCCUCCAGGGGAAGUGGGAUGAAGUGGCAAGAUAUCAGUGAUAGUGGAAUGGGUGAAGUUUUAUGCAUCAUGUCGAUAGAGUGGUUUCUGGCUCUCAUCAUAGCCUUCUAUAUUGAUCAAGUUUUCUCAUCUGGGAAGCACCCUUUCUUUUUCUUGAACCCUUCCAAGAAGUCUUCUUCUAUACCAAGUAAGCCUACCGUGCAGAGGAUGGAUUCUAAAAAAGUCUCCAUAGACAUGGGGAAAAUAGAUGUCAGUCAGGAGAGGGAAAAGGUGCAACAAUUGAGAAAUGAAGGUAGCGCAGGGCACGCCAUCUUGUGUGACAACUUGAAAAAAGUGUAUCCAGGUAGAGAUGGUAACCCUCCAAAAAUGGCAGUAAGAGGGUUAUAUCUCGACGUUCCUUCAGGAGAAUGCUUCGGCAUGCUUGGACCUAAUGGCGCUGGAAAAACAUCCUUCAUCAGUAUGAUGACAGGGCUACUCAAACCUUCAUCUGGAACAGCAUUGGUUCAGGGUUUGGACAUAUGCAAGGAUAUGAACAAAGUAUACACUAGCAUGGGCGUUUGCCCACAACACGACUUGCUUUGGGAGACACUAACAGGGAGAGAACAUCUUCUCUUCUACGGGCGACUCAAGAACUUUAAGGGCUCUGCUCUAACGCAUGCCGUGGAAGAAUCUCUAAAGAGUGUAAGCCUUUUCGACGGAGGAGUUGGCGACAAACCUGCUGGAAAUUACAGUGGAGGUAUGAAAAGGCGGCUUAGUGUCGCUAUAUCACUUAUUGGGAACCCCAAGGUAGUUUAUUUGGAUGAGCCAAGCACAGGACUUGAUCCAGCCUCGAGGAAGAACUUAUGGGAUGUGAUUCAGCGUGCAAAACAAAACACAGCAAUUAUCCUCACAACUCACUCGAUGGAAGAAGCAGAGUUUCUAUGCGAUCGAUUGGGAAUAUUCGUAGACGGGGCCUUGCAAUGCAUAGGAAACUCCAAGGAACUAAAGAGCAGAUACGGUGGAUCGUAUGUGUUCACGAUGACAACAUCUUCAGAACAUGAGGAAGAUGUUGAGAGAUUGGUAUCAACUGUGUCUCCCAACGCCAAGAAAGUAUAUCAUCUCGCUGGUACACAGAAGUUCGAGCUCCCAAAGAACGAAGUUAGGAUUGCUGAGGUGUUUAGGGCUGUAGAAAAGGCUAAAUCCAACUUCACAGUCUUUGCUUGGGGACUUGCCGACACAACUCUCGAAGAUGUCUUCAUCAAAGUCGCUAAAUCUGCUCAAGCCUUCAUUUCCUUGUCUUGAUGAAGCCUGAUUUUUCAAGUUAGGGUUUCUAUUUUUUUGAGUCAAAGAUGUGUCUUCGGGCGCACGCAACCAACUUCCUAAUACUUCUCAUGCAAUUUGUAUAUACUAUUAGCUGUACACGUUUUUUACAUAGAAGCUUCAGCCUAUGUUGAGAUGUCCCAUAAUUAUUCGUUGUUACAUACUCUCUAUGUAUUACAAAUUAAUAUGAACAUGAAAUAUUUGCUUAUGCC